Messenger RNA from Astyanax mexicanus (Mexican tetra), 1639 nucleotides. It is a transcript of the gene rgs4, whose product is annotated as regulator of G protein signaling 4. NCBI's taxonomy places the organism in Eukaryota, Metazoa, Chordata, Actinopteri, Characiformes, Acestrorhamphidae. The transcript has 5 exons. Bases 107 to 733 code for a protein of 208 amino acids. The record is from RefSeq and is a predicted model, not a curated record.
CAAGAGAUAGAGGAGGAGGCUGCACUAAGACUGUGAGGAUCCUCUGCUCGAGCGACGUUAAACGCUUCUCUUUCUCUUGGUUGGAUUUUUCUCGCUCACUGCCAGCAUGUGUAAGGGACUGGCUGCACUACCUGCGACCUGCCUGAAAAGCGCUAAAGACAUAAAGCACAAGAUCGGCUUCUUGCUUCAGAAACCUGAACCGGUUCAGGAGCAAAAGCUCGCGAAGGAAAAAGAAAAGGAGAAAGCAACUGUGGUGAAAAGCAUCGCUCCUGUUGAAGCUGAGAAAUGGAAGACAUCAUUUAACAACUUGAUUAAAAAUGAUGUUGGACGGGCCGCAUUUACAGCCUUUUUGAAGUCGGAGUUCAGCCAGGAGAACAUUGAGUUCUGGGAGGCUUGUGAGGACUUCAAGAGGACGCCUGCAAAACAGAUGGAAGCCAAAGCCAAACAGAUCUUUGAGCACUAUGUCAGUGUCGACUCACCAAAAGAGGUCAACCUGGACUCAGCAACAAGAGAAGAAACCAGAAGCAAUCUGGAAAAGAUUGACGCUAGCUGUUUUGAAGAAGCCCAAAACAAGAUUUUCACACUGAUGGAAAACGAUUCGUACCGGCGCUUUCUGAGAUCCAAAUUGUUCCUUGACCUGUGCCAUUCUCCCACAGAUAAAAAGCCCUGCGGCCUGGAGAGAAAAGGCAACCUUCCCGAGUUCAGUCCGUUCCUCCUGCCUCACUGCGCUUAAGCUACGGUAUCUACAUAUCUGAGAACCUGAGAAGAAAAGCUCCCUCUCAAGCUGACAUUGGUGGACUAAUUUCACUUCUUUGAGAAACAAAAAGCUGUUAGAGGCUUAAGCCAGCGCUUAACGAGCUCCAUGACAUACGAAGCAGACGCAAUGGAUGAAGAUGCUCAUUGAUUGUUUUCUCAGCUGUGCUUUCUGGCUUUAAGUAUUUUCACAGUUUGAGCAAAUAAUUCACUUCUGUUUCUCAUCUUUACUGUUGUUGCAAGCAAUUUUCAGGUCAUUUUACAAUCAAUAGGAAAUAACACACUAAACAGCAAGAUGAAUAAGACACCUUCUAAAGCCCAUCAGAUAUCAAAGUGGAAAUACUAUGAAUAACCAUGACUGAGUUUACAAACGAGUGACUGUUACAGAUUGGAGAAAAGCAGGCGAGUGCAGUAUCUGUGUUUAAUCGAUUUCAUAUGCGUUUCAGGCUUUCUGUGAGUGGAAGGACUGUGGUACACACAGUAAAAAUACCACUGUUAAAUCAACACCAUUACACUAAUAGUAUUGAUUUAACACUGAGCAGUGCUAAAGAAGGAACCCGUCUAAUACACACAUAUACACACAAAGACACACACGCGUCAACUUCAUUUUUUUUUUCUUUUUUUUUUUGAUAUAGUGAGUUGACACAUGCUAGUACAUUUAUUAAGAGUUGGGCAUUUUCAAAUGAGCAGAAAAAAAAAAAAAAACAUCUGGUCAUUAUAAAUAAACCCUAAAGCAAAACGAAUGUUAUCUGUAAAGCUGUACUUAGGCAAUGUGAUCCCGUCAGCUCGUCCUGCAGUGCUGUGAAUCCUGUUAAUGUUAAUUCUGUCCUUCUCUUGUAAUGUCACUUUCUUCAUCUUUACUUAUAAGAAUAAAUGGCUGUUUAUA